Helobdella robusta is the source of this 2025-nucleotide messenger RNA. RefSeq lists its product as hypothetical. The transcript has 5 exons. The record is from RefSeq and is a predicted model, not a curated record. The coding region runs from base 1 to 2025 and encodes 674 amino acids. NCBI's taxonomy places the organism in Eukaryota, Metazoa, Annelida, Clitellata, Rhynchobdellida, Glossiphoniidae.
AUGGAUAAAUCAACGACACUUCACACUGUUGUUGUUGUUGAAAAAUACGCUGUCCAAAACAAAGAAGGUAAUGUGGAUGCUGAUGAUUCGGAACGUUUGCAACCAGCUUACUUCAUCUCCACCGUGGUCACAAACAUCAUCGUUAUCACCAUCUUUACCGGUCUUCAUCCCAAUAAUGCAAUAUUCAAACAUUUCCAUACCAUCUACAUCCCAAUCAUUGCCUCUAACAUCAGCAACAACAUCAUCAUCCUCUACCUCCUGCAUUUCCUCUUAAAAUAUCCGACACUGUUUCGACGCAUGCUCCAAACACACCAACAACAAGACCUGCCUGCGAAUUCUCACACAACCUACUCCACUUCAAAAAUCAGCGCUGGCCCCGACCAAGCCAGCAAUCUGCAACCAUCGAAACUUUGUGCAAAUGAUGAAAACGUCUACCCCUGUAGCAAUUUAAAGAAGCAAUACGAAAAUGACUUAAUUAUGAAUAAUAUCCUUGGGUUUUCUAAACACCAAAAAUUACCGCAACAACAACAGCUGCAGCAGCAACAAUCAGAAAAUAACGAUGAGCAUUGUUACAUAAAGAACGAUUAUUUACGUGCAAAAUCGUUAAACUGUUGCUCUGAUGAGCAGAGUUGUGAGGACGUUAAAAAUUACGGAGUUGAUGAAACUUUAUACCAACCGACCAACGACAUCGACGUCUGCAAGGAAAAAGAGCUGUCCAUGUCUUCUGCGUUGCAGCCUGAUCGUGAUCAGCGAUGUGGUCACCAUUCAAGCAAAUGUUCUUUUUUAAUUAAUCAUAAUUAUUGCAAAAUCGAAUCUAGCAUGAAUGAAUUAAUAGGCAGUUGUACAACAAACGUGAACAAUAACGAAAUUUGUUUGAUGUGUAAGAGAAAACUAGAAGCUCUUUCAAAAAAUGAGAACUCGAUCGACAAUUUAUUUCUUCAGAAGCGUCUCGAUGACCAGCUGCUCAGUAAUCUCACCAGCAGAACCUCUUACUUGCUACAAAAGUGUGACAGUCCCGUUGAUGACUAUCUCUGUCUCUCGGCCUACCAAAUGACUUAUUUUUCAUCUUCUGGAUCAAAAAAUAAUCUUGGCUCACUAAACAAAAACGACAACAUCAGAAACCCUGCAAGCCCUAGGAUGCCCAGCAGCCACAACAACUUCAAAACAUCAAGUCUUAAAGAAACAAACAAAACCAUUUCUUCGCUGCUUAAUUUUGGAACUGGAGGUCUUAAAAAGAAGUUGUUGAAAGAUCAGCAACGACGUGCUUCGAGCAGAAUAAGCAGCAGUGGGAAGAUAAGAUACAGGACUGUUAACAUGGAGGAAGCUGACAAUAAAGUAAACAGUGAUUCAGAACUCAGUGGCAUCGAGGUCAUUAUUGAUAAAGAAGAUUCAAACAGAAACAUUUCAUCGUGCAACAGACUCUGCAAUAUUGAUGCUACUAAUUAUACAACCACGCAACAACAGCAGCAACGAUUGCAAAACGACAUCAUAACAAGCUCGCUCGACCACGUUCAUAGCAACGACAUUUUGUCUAAUCAUUCAAAAUUCGGCUCACAGAGUAAAGAUUUCGAUAUGCUUCACAAACCAUUCAAUGAAAAGAGAUUUGAAUCUAGUGAAAAAGCCAAGAUCUUUAAAGAGGACUUCAACUUUUUGAACAUGAGUCCAUCGAUGAAGAGCCAAUGUGAGCCAAAAGCUGGCCCGAAUAGUCCAUUGAAACAUCCUAACAGCAACUUCCUACGGGAACAUUUAGUUUCCUUCUUCCAGCCAUCAGAUAACAACAAGUUGGCCAUGAAAUUGUUUGGCAAUCAAAAUGCAUUGAAUCGAGAGAAACUUCGUCAAAAAGCAGCUGGUUCUUUGGUCAUCCAUCCCUGCAGCAACUUCAGCACACCCACUCAUAAUUCUCGCUUGAACUGGUGCCGAGGCACUGAGGAGCACAUAAACAUGAAUAUGAACACAUGCCUACUAUUUUUAAGAGGAGUGCAUGAACAGGAACACAUUUCCACCAUGUUUACGAGGAGUGCGUGA